Molecule: messenger RNA, 994 nt
Organism: Corylus avellana
Lineage: Eukaryota; Viridiplantae; Streptophyta; Magnoliopsida; Fagales; Betulaceae
Source: RefSeq, a predicted model, not a curated record
AUGGCAGCUUGUAUUGCUAAUUCAAGCGAAAGUACUUCUAGUAGUCCAUUUUCUUUGAACUCCAAUCAAUGCCAAGCGAGGUCCAAAUUCUGCAGAUCCAGCUUCCCAAAUCUUGUUUCAUGCAAAACCAACAACCGGGCUGGGAAGAAAGUCUCAUGUUCUUCAAAAAACAUUCUGCUGGUUGAUGAUGAGGAUGAGGAUGAAGAUGAGCAGCUAUGGUUGAAAAUCCGAGAGGAAGCUUUGUGUGACUUGGAACAGGAGCCAAUGUUGUCUAAAUACUACCACUCAUCGAUAUUGUCACAUGUUUCACUAGAGAGCGCGUUAGCAAAUCAGCUAGCGAUGAAGUUGGGGAACGCAGACAUUGCUAGUGAUGCACUGAAGGAAAUUCUCUUGAGCGUUUUUGCUGAAGAUGAUGAGAUGAUGAGGAGAGCCAUUAGAGAUGAUCUCAGAGCUGUAAGAGAACGAGACCCUGCCUGCCUCAGUUAUGUCCAUUGCUUGUUGAAUUUUAAAGGUUUUCUUGCCUGCCAAGCUCAUAGGGUGGCAAAUAAAUUGUGGUCACAAGGCAGGAUUGUCAUGGCACACCUACUUCAGAGUCGCAUAUCUGAGGUUUUUGCAGUGGACAUCCAUCCAGGAGCAAGAAUUGGUCGGGGGAUAUUACUUGAUCAUGCCACUGGGGUUGUGAUCGGAGAGACAGCAGUCAUAGGAGAUAAUGUUACAAUUCUGCAUAAUGUGACAUUGGGUGGCACUGGGAAAGUUUCUGGGGACAGGCAUCCUAAGAUAGGUGAUGGGGUUUUUAUAGGUGCAGGAACCAAGGUUUUGGGUAAUAUUAGAAUUGGAGAAGGAGCUAAAAUAGGUGCAGGGUCAGUGGUUCUGAAGAAUGUGGCUCCUAAGACUACUAGUGUCGGAAAUCCAGCUAGAUUGGUUGGAGGAAAGUAGAAACCUGCUAUGAUUUCAAUCUCUUUGUUAUGUAAAUUAUCUUCAUAACAUUCUGUUU